This is a messenger RNA of Cololabis saira (Pacific saury), 5313 nucleotides long. It is a transcript of the gene cpm, whose product is annotated as carboxypeptidase M. Gene Ontology annotation, cellular component: cell surface. Gene Ontology annotation, biological process: proteolysis. Gene Ontology annotation, molecular function: zinc ion binding; metallocarboxypeptidase activity. The transcript is spliced from 11 exons. NCBI's taxonomy places the organism in Eukaryota, Metazoa, Chordata, Actinopteri, Beloniformes, Belonidae. The record is from RefSeq and is a predicted model, not a curated record. Bases 79 to 1527 code for a protein of 482 amino acids.
UGAACGGUCUCCUCCGCUGGUGUCUGACGACAGCUGAGGUGUGAUGUCAUCAAGUACACAAGUAACCUGCUCAUCCAGAUGCAGAAAGACAGACGUGUCCUCGGGUCCUCCAAAUUAUGUUCUCGUUGGCUUGCAGUGAUGCCAUCAUCACCCUUCUUCUUCCUUCUUCCCUUUCUCCUCCUCAUCCCCACCUGGACCCUGGAGUUUCGUUACCAUAACAACCGUGAGAUCCAGGAGUACCUCCUCCAGGUCAACGCCUCCAACCCCGACAUCGCACACCUGUACAGCAUCGGCAAGUCUGUCAGAGAACAGGAGCUGUGGGUGUUAGCUCUGGGUGUCAGCCCUCGCCGUCACACCGUCGGAAUCCCAGAGUUCAAAUAUGUGGCCAACAUGCAUGGAAAUGAGGUUCUUGGUCGAGAGCUGCUGCUCCAGUUAAUCGAUAACCUGGUGCGAGGUUACCGCACCAAUGCGACGUGGUCACUACAGCUACUGAACAGCACUCGCGUCCAUAUCCUGCCCACCAUGAACCCAGAUGGCUUCGAUGACGCAGACACAGACUGCCAGCAUGUUCAGGGCAGGUUCAAUCACAACGGCAUGGACCUGAACAGGAACUUUCCAGAUGCUUUCUCUGGUCUCCGAAGGCAACAGCCACUGAAUGAGGAGAAAAGGGAAGCCGAGGUGAGAGCGGUGAUUGGCUGGUUACGGUCUGAGACUUUCGUCCUCUCUGCAAACCUUCAUGGAGGAGCUCUGGUGGCGAGUUAUCCUUACGACAACAGUAACAGAGGCAUCGAGCUGGUGGGCGGGGCCAGCAUGACCCCUGAUGAUGACGUGUUUGUUCACCUGGCCAAGCUCUACUCCCACCAUCACGCCUCAAUGCACGAGGGGGACCGCUGUGAAGACAGCAGGCCGUUCCUGGACGGCAUCACCAAUGGAUACCAGUGGUACCCUCUAGCAGGUGGGAUGCAGGACUACAACUACGUCUGGGCGCAGUGUUUGGAAGUGACUCUAGAACUUUCCUGCUGCAAGUUUCCUCCACCUCAGCAGCUUCCUGAUCUGUGGGAGGAUAACCGGAAGUCUUUGCUGGCGUUCAUCCAGCAGGUCCAUCUGGGGGUGAAGGGUCGUGUGUUUGAUGGCUCCGGCAUUCCUGUGCAGAACGCAGUGGUGGAUGUCAAAGGGCGCAAGAAUCUGUGUCCAUUCAGAACCAACCAGCACGGGGAAUACUACCGACUGCUGCUCCCUGGGAGCUACACUCUCACGGUGACAUACCCAGGACACGAGGUUCUGACAGAGACUCUCAAAAUCCCACACGGUCCGGAUUACUACUCCGCCUUGAAGCAUGACUUCCAGUUACGACGCGUCGCCACAACAAGUGGGAGCACCCCAGCUAAGCCCACCCACGCGAGCCCCAGCCCUUCCUGUAAUUACACGUUACAGCUGGAAGGGGGCGGAGCCGCGGCCGCGCCCAGGUGGAGCGGGCUGUUCGCGGGGCUCAGCGCCGUAGCAUUCCUGCGAUCGCUGAUGGACUGAAGUCUUUCUCUGUCACAUCUGGAGCAGGAGGUUGCAGGUUUGAUUACAGCAGCAAUAACUGACCUUCUGGAGUUACACGCUGAGGCAAACCUCAAAACCAACACCAAAAACUCCCCAAAAACUCCUAGAGGUUUCUGAAGGGACGUGUAAAAACUGGAAUUUGGGUAACGACAUGCUGCCAGCUCUGUGGCGGCCAAAAACAUUUCUCACGCGGGAGGAAAGGCACAAACUAGAAAGGAGCGGGAAGCUCCUGGUGACAGCAGGGAGAGAAGCAGCAAAUGUAUAAUCCUUAAAUAAUGGACAUUACUGAGCAAAUAGACCACUGGCUUAAAAAAUAUUAGAAUAUCUCCCAGUAGGAAAAGUGCAGCGUGAAAAUAUACACAAAUAAUAUCUGAAUUCAAAUCAACUAGCUUUCCGUCCACUUGCAAUAUGAAUUAAUCCCAAUUUCAAGCAUCUUAUAAAAAUGUUGUAGAAAUUUGCUGCGACGCAGCAGGUAGUGUCAUUUUCUGUAACUAGCUCGCUAAGACAAAGCUAGUUGUCGUAUUAACUAACUUAUCAACUCAGAGCAAACAGAAUAUAUCUGUUUUGUUCACCAUCAACAUAAAAGAGUACUCCAUCAUACUUUCAGUUAAUUAACCUUUUUUUUUCAUAAAACUGUGUGUUUUGUUCAUUCUGGCUCCUUGUUGACUCAAAGUGUCAAGUUAGCAUUUUAUUAAAUGUGUGUAACUUGUACAGAUUUAGUUUUACCCUAAUUUCAGGGUAAAAAAUGCAAUUUUAUUCCUCCAAGAGGCACAGAUGCAGAUUUUCUUUCCUAUUGCCGGUGGAGGGAUUUGCUUUUUAUGAGGUUUCUGGGGAGUUUUGUUUAUGCAUCGUGUCUCACGAGACGUACUUGUUUUUUUUUUUUUUUUUUCGGGCUCUCAGUGUGAAUGUGGUGACACAUUAGCAAACUCUCGCUUUGACACAUGUGACUUCAUGAUGAGAAUGAACACUCCACUUCCGCUGACACUGGCGAUGUUGGCAACUAUGUCUGAAAACCACCACACAAAUCACAAGGAGGAAAUAUUUCCCUGGACUGGUGGAUUUCGCUUUCAUUAGAGUAGAGCAGCAGCAUCAUGAAUCAAAGUGACAAUCUACGUUUGGCACUUCUGGAUGAAAAAUGCUGCAACUUCCUGUUCCUAUUCCUAUUCUAUUUGCAGUGUUUCAGAAACCUCGCGGUGGGAGAUGCUGUUAUGUUUCCAGAAAUUGUGGCUCCUGGCUGUAGCUGUGUUUGGGGUCCGUAGCUGAAACAAAAAACCCUCCACCUGAAUGGAGAGGUGGAGACAUUGCUUAGUUCUGUCUUUAUUUUUGCUUUUGAGAGUCUGAACACAGGGGACAUUCGGAUAAUAAUUACCGGAGAAUGUCGGUAUAUCUAGACACUUGAGGUCGAAUGUGCAACCAGGCUACCAAGGAGUCCACACUCAGACUCAGACAUUAAUAGUUUGGAGACAUUUGUGAACACAAAUAUCUGAUCAUCAUUUCCAGCUGAAAACAAAGCCUUUGUUCAUGGUUUUUGUACACCUAAAGGAGCUCAAUUGAUUUUCUCCCCUGGUAAAUGCCAGUGUGAUGAGGCCUUACAUUCUUUCUGUUAUUACUAAUUUAGAAGUAGCACUGAAAGUCAAGUGAAUUUUACUACUGAGGGCUUAAAGUAUUAUGUUUUUUUUGUUGUUUUUUUUUAAGUAUUUGUGUUGUAUUUGUUAAAGGAAAACUUGAUGUGACAAGAAUACCCCAACAAUAUUCAGGAUAAAGGGAUCAGACAUCAAGAAACCUCAGGAAAGUAAAAACAUGAACCCACUGUAUUAUCCUUGCACUGUACAUGCAUGGUAUGCACUCACAGGAAUAAUUGGGUUUUAAAUUUAGAUUUGCCUUCUUGAAAAGACAUCAUGGAGAUUGUCGUAGGAGGAAAAAAGCCCCAGUGCUUGAGGAUUCAGUAAAGUCUUCCCUGCUGAGAUGUUCCAGCCUGUGAGACAGAUUUAUUACAUGCGGUCGUAACUGUAAUUUUAUAUGCCAGGAGGAGCACUUUAAAAUCAGCACUUGCAAGAAGAGAAUGCGGUUUUUAGUAUGGGAUGAAUACAGGAGAAAAUGGCCCUCGGAGGAGGAAAUCACAGCAACACGAGCUCUGAGAUUAAUCCCUCCUGGUGAUGCCACACAUUAGACUUCUGCUACUGUUUGAUUUAUGAUGACAGAGGACCUGUAAUCUUACAUCUGCUUGUCAGCAUUCAUCUUUUCUGUACUCAUCACACACUUCUCACAGACAGGGAAGGUCUAGGGGUUCCCAACCUAAAUCUUCUUCUUUCUAAGGAAGUAGAAACCUAAAGGUAAUUAUGAUGUUUCAAUUUUUAAUUUAUUACUUGGGAAAUAAAAUAGUUUUGGUUGUCUAGGCCUUUAAAGCCUCUCUAUGUAUCAAAAUCACUACUGAUGCUUUGCUGGCAGCGUAUCACAAGAAAGUGUGUGUGAAAAUCCUGGUGUAAGACACAGCAAACAGCACCUCCAGUGGGACACGGUGGUAUUGCAGAGUAUUGUCUUGUGCUGGAACAAAACACAAUUUUAAAGACUCAUUAAAAAGGGUCUAUGUUGUAUGACAGGUUGAACAAGUGAAGUUUACACCAACUUGCCAUCAGUCAGUUUCAACUGUUUCACUUUUUGACAAUACUGUACAGCAGUUAUGUGUGCCCUCAUGUGGUCAGAGGUGGUAUUGCAACUUAAAUUGACUUUAAAAUCUAGACAGAAUAGCUCGUUUGUGUUGAAACUACUGUUGUUUUAUACUUUUUCGUCCUCAUUUUUAUAUCUAAAACUAAAGCCUGUUUCCCUACAGGUGAUUAAACACCCGCUUGAACCUGUUUGUUGGUUCUAAACACCAGUGUGUGUACAUUUAUACACACUGAAGCACAAUAGACUUACAUACAUUAUGUUAGAUUAUUCUAACGGUUAAUGUAAUGGAAUGUAAAUAACAGUUAUUUAUAAAUACAAAUGUAGAAGCAAUAUGAUUAAACUGUGUAUUACUCAAGAGCACCACCUGGUGGCCGAAUUUGGCAAAACCUCUGUCAUCCUAGUUAAACAGUUGCAGGAGUAAAAAUGUGAGUUGUACAAACAGGUACUAAUACAGCUGUAAAAACAAAUGCAUAAACGCCACUAAUCUGAGAUAAAUAAUAUAUUUCCUGGUUCCGUGAUUCGAUGUAAUGUCUCAUAAACCCUUGAAUCUAAUAACUUGCUGAUAAUUUAUAUUGAAAACUUGAACACAUACAGACAAAAAUACCUUUAGAUUGUUUUAAGGGUCUCCAGUUUGGGAACAGUUUCUGUACAAAGCAUGUAUUAAUGUACGACAUAUACAUCAAAAGUCUACUUUAACCUCAUUCUGAGGACCUCAGGCUAAUUUUGUCACAUCUUCAGGGUUGAAACUCAGCAUCUCUCUGCAGAAUUUGUGUUUUCCCCCAAAUCAAACUUUAUCCGUGCCAAAUGUGUUUUUUUUAUCUCUUUAUUGCUGAUUAUUGAUUUUGUUGAUAAAAAGUAUCACCUCAUGAAAUCCUGUGCCAUGUUCAUAUGCAGUGACUGCAGGCUUCAGUCACACCUCACAUACCAGACCUCAGUACAGAUGUUGCCUUUUUCCUGUUUUAUUCAUGUUUUAUUUACACAGUAAAACAAUAAAUUCAACCCACUCACUGGAGGUUCAAUCUUGAGUUGAAGGAAAAGUGAAGUAGACCAACCUGGUUCUGGAAGGAAACCUUAUUAAAGUUAUAAACAAAUCAAAAA